Micromonas pusilla CCMP1545 is the source of this 597-nucleotide messenger RNA. RefSeq lists its product as uncharacterized. Gene Ontology annotation, biological process: L-tryptophan biosynthetic process. The record is from RefSeq and is a predicted model, not a curated record. Lineage: Eukaryota; Viridiplantae; Chlorophyta; Mamiellophyceae; Mamiellales; Mamiellaceae. Gene Ontology annotation, cellular component: cytosol. The transcript has a single exon. Gene Ontology annotation, molecular function: anthranilate phosphoribosyltransferase activity. The coding region runs from base 1 to 597 and encodes 198 amino acids.
AUGGCGUCUUCCUUCGCGAUCUCCCGCGCGGGCGUCGCGCCGCGCGCGUCCGCCGCGCGAACGACGCGCGCCCGCGCGUCGUCCCCGUCCAUCGCGAGACCGCAAUCGUCGUCGUCGUCGUCUCGGUCGCCCUCGCGACGACGACGAUCCUCCUUCCCACCCCUCGGCGCGCGCGGCGGCUCCGUCGCGACGCGCGCGGCGGCCGCGGCCGUGGACCUGCGCAACAUCAUCGAGCGCCUGUGCGACCGCGAGGACCUCACCGAGGAAGAGACGGAGGCGUCCCUGGACGCGCUUCUCGACGCGGAUCCCGCGCAGAUCGCCGCCUUCCUCGUCCUCCUCCGCGCCAAGGGCGAGACCCCCGCGGAGAUGGCCGGCAUGGCGCGCGCGAUGAAAGGCCGCGCGGUCGCGGUAGACGCCGGCGACGACGUCCUAGACAUCGUCGGCACCGGCGGCGACGACGCGGGCACGGUCAACAUCAGCACCGGGUCGUGCGUCCUCGCCGCCGCGGCGGGCGCCAAGGUGGCCAAGGCGCGUCCGACUUCUCUCCGUCGCUCUCUGUCGUUCUCCAAUGAAACGUCCACGUCAUCAAACAACUAA